Linepithema humile (Argentine ant) is the source of this 606-nucleotide messenger RNA. It is a transcript of the gene Tim8, whose product is annotated as translocase of inner membrane 8. Lineage: Eukaryota; Metazoa; Arthropoda; Insecta; Hymenoptera; Formicidae. The record is from RefSeq and is a predicted model, not a curated record.
CUAACUUCAUUCUUGUAGCAUGUAAAAUCAUCGUCAUUGAGUUUAUAGUUGAUUAAUCAUCGAGUACCACGUGCAAAAACUUGUAUUUUUACACAGAAUAUUUUAUCAAAUCAGUUUGAUCUCUACAAUUUUCAGAUAUGUCAGACUUAUUUGACAGCAGUAGCUCUUUUUCAAACAAUGAUAAUAAUAAAGGGAUUGAUCCUGAAUUAGCAGAGCUUUUGAUGGUAGAAAAGCAAAAAGCAGAAUUUAAUGCACAGAUACAUGAGUUUAAUGACUUUUGUUGGGAUAAAUGUGUCGAUAAACCUGGAAGUAAAUUGGAUGGCCGCACAGAAACCUGCAUAACUAAUUGUGUCAACAGGUUUAUAGAUGUUUCUCUGUUUAUUACCAAUCGUUAUGCACAGUUAUUGCAAAACUCUUUAGGAAAGUGAAACUUCGUAUACUGUUAAAGUAUACUAUUUUGUUAUUGAAAUUACAAUGAAUUAAAUAUAUCAAUAAUAGCAUAAAACUAUUGUAAGAUUAUCAGAAAUAAGUCUUAUUUGAGUCUUAUUUCAUAUUUGUAAAUUAAUAUUUGUGAGAAUAUAUAAUAAAAUUAUAAAUUAAAAAUAA